AAUUUGGUAAAACUUGCGCAAUAUACAAGCACCUUGCAACACCAGAUUUGUCCCACAAUUCCGUAGACAUAAACUUCCUUUCAGCAAAUAAGUUCGAGCAAAAUGGCCAAGCGCACAAAGAAGGUUGGGAUCACUGGGAAGUAUGGAACCAGAUAUGGUGCCUCCCUCAGAAAAACUGUAAAGAAAAUGGAAAUUUCUCAGCACUCCAAAUACACAUGUCCUUUUUGUGGCAAGGAUGCUAUGAAAAGACGAGCUGUUGGUAUCUGGUCAUGCAGUAGAUGUAGAAAAGUUGUAGCUGGUGGCGCUUGGGUAUACAGUACAACAGCUGCAGCCACAGUGAGAAGUCAAGUGCGCAGAUUGAGAGAAAUGAAGGAGUCGUAAAUCCACUCAUUUUUCCUUGUAGUAUAUGUGCAUUAAAACUUCUCAAAAACA
Mercenaria mercenaria is the source of this 432-nucleotide messenger RNA. RefSeq names its product 60S ribosomal protein L37a. Gene Ontology annotation, biological process: translation. The record is from RefSeq and is a predicted model, not a curated record. The transcript is spliced from 4 exons. Gene Ontology annotation, cellular component: ribosome. Gene Ontology annotation, molecular function: structural constituent of ribosome. Bases 103 to 381 code for a protein of 92 amino acids. Lineage: Eukaryota; Metazoa; Mollusca; Bivalvia; Venerida; Veneridae.